Molecule: messenger RNA, 444 nt
Organism: Archocentrus centrarchus (flier cichlid)
Lineage: Eukaryota; Metazoa; Chordata; Actinopteri; Cichliformes; Cichlidae
Product: CD276 antigen homolog
Exons: 2
Coding region: 1-444 (147 amino acids)
Biological process (GO): cell surface receptor signaling pathway; immune response; positive regulation of T cell proliferation
Cellular component (GO): external side of plasma membrane
Source: RefSeq, a predicted model, not a curated record
AUGGAUGCUGGAAAAUCUGGGAUGCUCUGCUGGAUUCUGCUGUUUGUCUUCUUUCCACUGCCUACAUCUGCAGGUGAGAAAACCAUCACAGCUGAGUCUGGACAGAACAUCACGCUGCCAUGUCAAGCUCCAAACAACAAAAAAAUCAUAGUUGUAGAGUGGAGCAGAGCUGAUCUGGAGACAGAUUAUGUCCUUUUGUACCGGGAUGAGCAGCUUGCUCCAGAAGAGCAGCAUCCAUCCUUUAAGGACCGGGUGGAUCUGCAGGACAGACAGAUGAAGGAUGGAGACGUGUCUUUGAUCCUGAAGGAUGUGAUGGUUAAUGACACUGGAAUUUACGAGUGUCGUGUCAUCCUGGAAGAUAAAAAACACAGGAGCAGAGCUCACCUGAAGACUCACCCCAUCAUCACCAUCACCCUGAAUGUUGCUCCUCCUCCAGGUGAGUGA